Micropterus salmoides (largemouth bass) is the source of this 1338-nucleotide messenger RNA. Its product is annotated as short transient receptor potential channel 4-associated protein-like. NCBI's taxonomy places the organism in Eukaryota, Metazoa, Chordata, Actinopteri, Centrarchiformes, Centrarchidae. Gene Ontology annotation, cellular component: Cul4A-RING E3 ubiquitin ligase complex. Gene Ontology annotation, molecular function: phosphatase binding. The record is from RefSeq and is a predicted model, not a curated record. Gene Ontology annotation, biological process: ubiquitin-dependent protein catabolic process.
GCCCGAACAGUUCAGUUCAGGAAGAAGAAAUAAUGGCGACGCUUCUGGGGUCCGGGUCCCCUUGUACUGGAGGAAAACGAAGACAUUGCACCAGCAAUAUCAUUAAGAAGUUCACGGCCAGUAAAAUUACUGGCCAGGGUUUCAGUCGAGGGACGCAGCUCCCAGGAGGCCUGCUCCAAGAGCGAGAGAAACGGGCCAAGUGGCAUGGCAUCCCUACUCUGCUGCAGAAGCUCUACGAGAGCAGCCAUCCCAACAGUGACCUCUCACAUGCCCACAACUUUCUUAAGGUAUUAUCAUCCCAGCUCUCCAUGGAGGCCAUGUCUUUUGUUACGGAGGACCGCAAGACCGCUCAGGAAUCCACCUUCCCCAACACAUACACCUUUGACCUCUUUGGUGGAGUCAAUCUGCUUGUGGAGAUCUUAAUGAGACCCACAUUAACUAUGCAGAAGAAAAACCCGAAAACAGUGAAUGAUGACUUGGUCAAGGACUGCCUUAGUAUUCUCUACAACUGUUGUAUAUGUACAGAGGGGGUCACAAAGAGCCUGGCAGCGAGGGAUGACUUUGUUCUGUUCCUUUUCACCCUGAUGACAAACAAGAAGACCUUCCUACAGACUGCUACCCUAAUUGAAGAUAUUCUUGGAGUCAAAAAGGAGAUGAUCCAGUUAGAGGGCAUUCCUAAUCUGUCAGGUCUGGUCCAAAGCUUUGACCAACAGCAGCUUGCCAACUUCUGUCGCAUCUUAUCUGUCACCAUCUCAGAACCUGAUGUAGGAAACGACGACAAGCACACACUGUUGGCCAAAAAUGCCCAGCAGAAGCGCAAUGCUAGCCCCUCACGGGCAGAGGUCAACCAGGUAACCCUGCUGAACAUCCCUGGCUUCAUUGAGCGGCUGUGUAAGCUGGCCACUAGAAAGGUGUCUGAAGCCACUGGAGCGAAUUUCCUGCAGGAGCUGGAGGACUGGUACACAUGGCUGGACAAUGCUCUGGUGCUGGACGCCCUCAUGCAGAUGGCAACUGAGGAGGCUGAACAAAGCAGUACAGAGUCAUCAGAUGAGAGUUCCCUGGCCACCAGCCCACUGAGACACAGACUACCCCAGUCCAUGAAGAUUGUCCAUGAGAUAAUGUAUAAAGUGGAAGUGCUCUAUGUGCUAUGUGUCCUUCUUAUGGGCCGACAGAGGAACCAGGUCCACAAGAUGCUGGCUGAGUUCCGUCUCAUCCCGGGUCUCAAUAACCUGUUUGACAAGCUCAUCUGGAGGAAAUACACUGCUUCAAAUCAUGUGGUGCAUGGCCAGAAUGAGAACUGCGACUGUAGUCCGGAAAUAUCAUUCAAAAUCCAGUUCU